Molecule: messenger RNA, 1444 nt
Organism: Planococcus citri (citrus mealybug)
Lineage: Eukaryota; Metazoa; Arthropoda; Insecta; Hemiptera; Pseudococcidae
Product: sugar transporter SWEET1-like
Exons: 7
Coding region: 381-1046 (221 amino acids)
Biological process (GO): carbohydrate transport
Cellular component (GO): membrane
Molecular function (GO): sugar transmembrane transporter activity
Source: RefSeq, a predicted model, not a curated record
ACUAUCAUAAUUUUAUUAUCAGUUCAGUUGCUUUGCUGUUACUGCGUUCUAAUUUCUUUUUUCUUUCAGCUCUUAAAAGGCUCUCGGUUGAAGAAAAAUGUUUAAUUAAAUUUUCAUUCCUUUCGUAAUUACUUUAGGCACAACCUUGAUACAUCCAUAUGUGAAUGAUUUCAGUUACAUCGUCAAUCAUCAAUUCUUCGUCAUAAAAUGACGACUGCGUUCAAGUAAACAAAAUUAGUGUUUCAUGUUCCUUUAGUUACGUGUAAAUUUAUAUUAUUGAAGCGAAAUAGCUACGUGUGAAUAAUUUUUAUUGAAAAUUGCAGAUUAAUUUAUUAUUUAAAUAUAUUUGGAGUGAACGGACGCUCACAGUGAAAUGAAGUAUGUCACUCAUACGGUAUCAAUAUUUUGUUUCGAAAUCAGCAUUUUGUGCCACUAUGUGCCAGCUUUUUUCAGGAUGUUUGCUUUGCAGAAAGUACAUCAAGCAAGGGAGCACCAAAAAUGAUUCUUCGUUUCCCUACGUCGUUGGACUGAUAUCAUCAUCAAUGUGGAUGUAUUAUGGUAUUCUAACAAACAACGAUACUUUGGUAUACAUAAACGUAAUCGGAUGCACUUUAUUCAUCUCCUACAUCACUAUAUUUUACUUAUAUACACCAUUCAAACAUAUUAUUCGACGGCAGCUUCUCUUCAUUGUUCUCGUACUUACAUUGAUAGCAACAUAUUCGCAAUACGAAGAAGAUAGAAAUUUAUUAAAAUCUCGCAUCGGUUUUCUAUGCUGUCUAGUCGGAGUAAGCUUUUGCGCAGCUCCUUUGAGUAACGUGAUUCACGUAAUUAAAACAAAGGAUGCUGAAUCUUUGCCAGUUCCUAUGAUUACUAUGACAGCCAUAGUAACGUUUUUAUGGUACCUCUAUGGAGUUUGUCUAAAUGAUACAUUUAUAAUGUAUCCAAACUUGAUAGGAUUUUCCUUGAGUGCGUUCCAGUUGAUGUUAUAUCUAGCGUUUUUGAAACGAGAAAAACCAGUUGUCUAUUCAAAAAUGACGGUUGCUUAAUUUUAUUUACACCUGGUGUUGGUUUGAAUGAUUUUCCUCUUUAAAUUGUAGUUCUAAGGUUUAACUGCAAUUUACUUUUUAAGAUGUGAGAGUUGUUACACAAAAUUAUUUACAUAGGUCACUAAUUAUUACCAUUUUCCUUUCCUACGAUGUCAUUGAAGUAUUUUUGCAAGAGUACUGGCUUACUAAACGGUAAUUUUCUAAAAUAAAAAUGCCAGAAUACUUUUGUUAUAGUUGAUCUCGCAUUAAAUGCAUUUAAGUACCAAUUAUUUCAACUCUAAAAAAUAAUCAUUCGCAUUUCUUCCAUGAUCUAUCAAUUUGAUGUUAAUUCUUCAUGUUCUUUCGUUCAUUUGUUAUUAUUGAUUUUGUGACAUUGAAAUAAAUGUUUUUGAUAAUUU